Grus americana (Whooping crane) is the source of this 1704-nucleotide messenger RNA. It is a transcript of the gene CCR4, whose product is annotated as C-C motif chemokine receptor 4. Gene Ontology annotation, cellular component: membrane. Gene Ontology annotation, biological process: immune response; G protein-coupled receptor signaling pathway; inflammatory response. The transcript has 2 exons. The coding region runs from base 475 to 1596 and encodes 373 amino acids. Gene Ontology annotation, molecular function: C-C chemokine receptor activity. The record is from RefSeq and is a predicted model, not a curated record. NCBI's taxonomy places the organism in Eukaryota, Metazoa, Chordata, Aves, Gruiformes, Gruidae.
UUAUUUUUUUCUGAGAUUAAGAUGCAUUUUACAACCCAUAAGAAAGCACAAGGUUUCUGUUGAAUGAGAGCUGUUUAGUGACAUCUACUUCUAGUGAUUAUUGGGUAAGAUGAAGCUGCUUUAACGCAGUAAUCAGGCUCUCAGUGGAAACUUUGCAUUUCAUUAUGCACUAUAAGAUGUGUUUAAUUUUAUUUCUGAGUUUAAGGAACCAUCUCUGAUGAGCAUUGAGGAGAGAAGCACUUCUGAUAUAAUCUUUAAGGAAGUACGAAGCUUCCGUUCAGAGGCACAGCUACCUAGUGAUAUCUGCUUUUUGCAGCUGCUGGAUACCGCUGUAGGCAGCACCUCCCUGACAGAUCUACCUGGUGAGAAGCAAGUGAUUCUGCACCCUUAGAGCAAAGAAGCUUCUUCAUAUCAUCUGAGAAGAAAGGAGGAGAAAAGGUAAAAUUCGCAAAAUGCAGUUGCUGUACGCUCAUCAUGUUAAGAAAUCCUGCAUCAUCAGAAGAACUGGGGAAAAAAAACAUGAGUUCUUCAAGUACAGAGUCCUUUCAAGUUGAAAUCUCAACCUUUUAUGACUAUUAUGAUAAUUAUAAUGAUGCUCCAAAACCAUGCAGUAAGGAAAGCGUCAAGAGGUUUGCAGCCUCCUUCCUCCCUGUUCUGUACACCCUAGUAUUCCUGGUCGGGCUCACGGGAAACAUUCUGGUCAUUGUGGUCCUCUUCAAAUACAAGAGGCUGAAGAGCAUGACUGAUGUGUACCUACUAAACCUCGCCAUCUCAGAUUUGCUCUUUGUUUUAUCCUUGCCAUUCUGGUCUUAUUUCACAAUAGACCAAUGGGUUUUUGGAACUCCCUGGUGUAAAAUCAUUUCGUGGAUCUACCUGGUUGGGUUUUACAGUGGGAUAUUUUUUAUUAUGCUUAUGAGCAUAGACAGAUACCUGGCAAUUGUUCGUGCAGUGUUUUCCUUGAAAGCAAGGACUGCCUUCCAUGGCUUGAUUACUAGCCUUGUUGUAUGGCUAGUGGCUCUUUCAGCCUCAUUUCCAGAACUUGUAUUUAAAGAAUCUUUUAACGAACAUAAUUAUACUACCUGCAAGUCAAGAUACCCAGGCAAUUUCACAACAUGGAAACUUUUUUCUACUUUGGAAAUCAACAUUUUAGGGCUCCUAAUCCCUUUUAUAGUUAUGACAUUUUGCUACUCCAUGAUUGUUAAAACAUUAGUUCACUGUAGAAAUGAGAAAAAGAAUAAGGCUGUGAGAAUGAUCUUUGCUGUCAUGAUCAUGUUUUUCUUCUUUUGGACCCCUUACAACAUUGUUAUUUUCUUGCAACUACUGGAAAUUACGGGAGUCAUUAGAGACUGUCAAGUGAGCAGGAAUCUGGACUAUGCUUUCCAGGUAACAGAAAUCCUCGGCCUUUUUCACUGUUGCCUCAAUCCAGUCAUCUACUUCUUCAUGGGGGAAAAAUUUAAGAAGUACCUGAAGAUGCUCUUUAAGAACUGGCGGUUACCUGGAGAUAUUUGCAAGUGGUGUGGCGUUCACAUAACUUACCACACUGAAUCUACUGGUUCAUUCCACACACAAUCUACGGGGGAUCAAGAUGCUCUGUAAUGUGUUUCAGACCAACCACGGAACUGACCAGCAAGCAAACUGACAAAAGCAGGAACGUUGAAAAGCUAAGCAAACACACAUGAAUUUAACAAUAAGCUAGUGCCGGAU